AUGAGCGGCGACGACCUUAUUCCGGCCAGGCCGGACGAUAUCCUUGACGGCGAGCUCUCCGAAGACCCCGCGUCCCCGGGUACCCCAGAGUCGCCCGAGGCCGAAGCGCCUCAAGAACCGGCCUCCGCCGAACAUCCCUCCGAAAUUGCAAAGCGACUGCCGUCUCUGAGAUCCGUCUCCGACCCUCAAAACAUGAAUCCCAAUUCCACUUCGCGCGGUGUCCUGGGCAGGGCAAGGAAUCCCAAUCAGGUUCCGACCGCCCUCGCUGGGGCUGCCACCAUGGACAACAGUGUCAUGGCCAGGGCCAGGGCGCUUCAUCAGGAAAGAAUCCCCGUUACUGGCCCCAAUGGCUUUCCGGGUGGUCUUCGCAUGCCCGCGGCGCUGCAGCGACCCAGCUUGGGACAGCAUCCCAAAUCCGCCCCCUCGAUCGCGCCUUCGCUCAGCCAGAGGAGAGCAAACAAGAUGGGCAUGGGCUUCAAGCUGUCCGACAUUACCGGUGACAAUCCCGACGAGCAAAAUACCAACGGCUCUGGCCAAGGCUCGAAAAUGGAUGACUUCAAGCAGUACAUUGAUGCGGAAAAGGGCAUUUCUCUCGACGAAGUUGAAAAACUGGACGAGCUCGGCAAGGGCAACUACGGCACCGUCUACAAAGUCAUGGCCAUGAAAGAGAUUCGGCUAGAGCUAGACGAUGCAAAAUUCACAACAAUACUCAAGGAGCUGGUAAUAUUGCACGAGUGUGUAUCGCCACACAUCAUUGAGUUUUACGGCGCCUUUUUCCAAGAAGGGGCCGUGUAUAUCUGCAUCGAGUACAUGGACGGGGGCUCUAUCGACAAGUUGUACGAAGGCGGCAUACCGGAGAACGUGUUGCGCAAAAUCACCUACUCAACCGUCAUGGGGCUCAAGACGCUCAAGGAUGACCACAACAUCAUCCACCGCGAUGUCAAGCCGACCAACAUCCUGAUUAACACGAGGGGGCAGAUCAAGAUCUGCGACUUUGGCGUCAGCGGCAACUUGGUAGCCAGCAUAGCGAGGACCAACAUUGGCUGCCAGAGCUACAUGGCUCCGGAACGAAUAUCCGGCGGCGGCAUGGCACAGUCCGGCAACGCCGACGGCACCUACAGCGUGCAGAGCGACAUAUGGAGCCUGGGACUGACGGUUAUCGAAUGUGCAACGGGCCGCUACCCGUAUCCGCCAGAGGUGUCGUCCACCAUUUUCAGUCAGCUGAGCGCCAUUGUCGAGGGAGACCCUCCCGACCUGCCGAAAGUGGGAUACUCGGAUGUGGCGAGGGACUUUAUCCGCGGCUGUCUGCACAAGGUACCCAAGAUGCGGGCAACGUAUGCCGCGCUCCUGAAGCAUGCCUGGCUCAAGCCCUUUUCGAAGCCGCAAACCAUUACUGAAGAAGUCGAGGAGGGAGAAGAAGCGGAGAAGGUGGCCGAGGCAGUCGGCAAGAUGCGGCUGGGCAGCGCCAACACCGAGGAUGUCGAAGUCGGCGACUGGGUCCAAUCGGUGCUGAGGCGGAAGCUGCAAGGGCGCGGCGACGGCGGCCCGUCGCGUCCGGCCUUGCACGCGGCGCCCCUCGACACCAUGAGUCCAUUGGGGAGCCCGCUGCUUCAGAGGACUGCCGAGUUGUCAUGA
Hirsutella rhossiliensis is the source of this 1635-nucleotide messenger RNA. Its product is annotated as kinase. NCBI's taxonomy places the organism in Eukaryota, Fungi, Ascomycota, Sordariomycetes, Hypocreales, Ophiocordycipitaceae. Gene Ontology annotation, molecular function: ATP binding; MAP kinase kinase activity. The transcript has 6 exons. The coding region runs from base 1 to 1635 and encodes 544 amino acids. Gene Ontology annotation, biological process: protein phosphorylation; MAPK cascade; cellular hyperosmotic response. The record is from RefSeq and is a predicted model, not a curated record.